AAAGAGGUCAUUUUUGUGAAUUGCGCCGAAUUUUUCUCUACAUCCUACUUCGCAAAACCCCCAUUCCCAACUCCUUCCACCCUCUUCAGCACCGUCGUGACUCCCCUGCCUUGAGCUCAGUGCCGCACCGCCGCCGCUAUCUCCGCUUAUUUCUUCGCCCUAUAGCUUCCUUUUGACGCCGCACUCCUCCGUAUCUUCUUCCACUUUCAGAGAAAGAAGGAGGAGAUGGGGAAGGAGGAUGCGAAGCUCCGAUCUCGGACCAAGCACAAGGGGAAAACGAAGUUCGAAGAGUUUCUGGAUAUGGAGACGGGCAUGCGAAACCCUGGGCUAUCUGCUGAGGAGGACUUGGAAUUGGAACGGAAACUAGCAAAGAAACUGAAGGUCAAGGCUGGGAAGUUAAGGGGAGAAGAUGAUGGUAUCAACGUGUUAUUUGAAGGAAUCCCUUCGAUAGUUGAUUUUCCUGGGGAAGAAGAAUUGCAAUUUUCCGAGGAGUUUGCUGUUGAGGCAACUAAGAAUAAGCCAUUAGGUAAAAAAGGGAAGAAAAGGAAAUCAUCAGAUCAAACCGUAGAUAGGGAGAGUGAGUUAACUGUUGUUGAUUUUGAAGCGAGUGAGGCUGUUGUUGAGGAGGAAAAAAUUUCAAAGAAAAAUAAGAAACGUAAGAAGAAGAAGAUGUCUGAAAAACUUCAAGAUGUAGUGACAGAUGAAACUGCUGGUGAUGAAUCCAUGCCUGUGGAAUCACAUUGUGCAGAGGCUGCAGUGGAUAAAGUUCCUGUCAAGGCCCAAAAAUAUGUUGCUCCUUACUUGAGAUUGCAGAAAAGAAAUGAACCUGAAGAUCAUACUCAACUCCGAAGGCGCGUUCGAGGUCUUCUAAAUAGGCUCUCUGAAUCAAAUGUGGAAUCAGUUACAGGGGAAAUGUCUACGGUUUUUCAUUCUAUUUCUCGCAGCAUUGCUUCUCAAAUUAUUAGUGAUGAGGUUCUGGCAUCUUGUUCCCGUGGUCCUCGAGGCAAUGAACAGUAUGCUGCUGUCUUUGCCUCUUUUGUUGCAGGCAUGGGUUGUUUGAUCGGUACUGACUUUAGUGCAAGGCUUCUGGCUUCUCUUGCUAAAACAUUUGAGGCUGAAUACCUCAAAGAAGAUAAUCUUUCUUUGCGGAACCUUACCCUAUUGCUUUCCUAUUUAUGUGUAUUUGGAGUUUGCGCAAGUGAUCUAAUCUAUGAUUUUCUAAUUAUACUGAGCAAGCGGUUGACAGAAAUUGAUGUAUCCACCAUCCUGACAGUCUUACAAUGUUGUGGAAUGAAAAUAAGGGCUGAUGAUCCCACUGCAAUGAAGAAUUUUAUCAUCAGUGUUCAAAGUAAGGUUAAUGAGCUAAAGGCAGCUUCUGGAGAUGGUCCACAAAAUAUCAAUGGAAAGAGAAUGGAGUUCAUGCUUGAGACCAUAUGUGACAUCAAGAAUAACAAGAAAAGAUCCAAGGAUGAUCCGGCCCACCAUACACGGAUAAAGAAAUGGCUACAGAAGUUAGGAGUAGACGAUAUGAUAAUUAGAGGGAUUAAAUGGAAUAAGCUGCUUGAUCCUGACAAGAAGGGGCAGUGGUGGUUAUCCGGGGAUGUGACAACAACAUCAGAUAACGUUAAAGAGUUUGCCAACACUAUCGAUAAAGAGGUACUUGAAGCUCAAAAAAUGCUUCAGCUUGCAGCUGCACAAAGAAUGAAUACAGACGCCAGGAAGGCAAUAUUCUGUAUUAUAAUGAGUGGAGAGGACUAUGUUGAUGCAUUUGAGAAGCUACUAAGAUUGGAUUUAUCUGGAAAGCAGGACAGGGAAAUCAUGAGGGUUCUUGUGGACUGCUGUUUACAAGAGAAAGUGUUUAACAAAUACUACACUGUUCUAGCUUCCAAAUUGUGUGAGCAUGAAAAGAACCACAAGUUUACAUUACAGUAUUGCCUGUGGGAUCAAUUCAAAGAACUGGAUACAAUGCAGCUUAUCAGGUCGAUGAAUCUUGCCAAGUUCAUUGCUGAGAUGAUCGCCUCUUUUACUCUCUCACUUGCAGUUUUGAAGUCCGUAGAUUUGAGUGAUGUCAGGUUACUUACUCCAAAGAGGAUCAUGCAUUUCCGUAUGUUGUUUGAUGCGAUUUUUGAACGUUCUGACAAGCUGAUAUGGAACGUGUUUACUCGAGUUGCUGUCAACCCUGAGCUCGAACCUCUUCGAAGUGGUAUGUUGUUCUUCAUUAAAGAGUACAUGAUCAAAACUAGUAAAGUUAAUGCGGAGAAGUUUAAGCUUGUCAAGAAAGCACUUAACAAUGUUGAGGGAAUCCUUAUGUGAAUUGUGGACUGAGAGUUUUCGAAGUUCUCUUUUUGAUCUUAUAGAGAAGAGGAACGUUUGUACACACAUCAUCAUGUUUUGGCUAUUUUAUAAUCCAAA
Messenger RNA from Benincasa hispida (wax gourd), 2412 nucleotides. Its product is annotated as MIF4G domain-containing protein / MA3 domain-containing protein. Lineage: Eukaryota; Viridiplantae; Streptophyta; Magnoliopsida; Cucurbitales; Cucurbitaceae. The record is from RefSeq and is a predicted model, not a curated record. Gene Ontology annotation, cellular component: nucleolus. Gene Ontology annotation, biological process: ribosomal small subunit biogenesis. Gene Ontology annotation, molecular function: RNA binding; protein binding.